Molecule: messenger RNA, 3480 nt
Organism: Oryctolagus cuniculus (rabbit)
Lineage: Eukaryota; Metazoa; Chordata; Mammalia; Lagomorpha; Leporidae
Gene: GPD1L
Product: glycerol-3-phosphate dehydrogenase 1 like
Biological process (GO): glycerol-3-phosphate catabolic process; carbohydrate metabolic process
Cellular component (GO): cytosol
Molecular function (GO): NAD binding; protein homodimerization activity; oxidoreductase activity, acting on the CH-OH group of donors, NAD or NADP as acceptor
Source: RefSeq, a predicted model, not a curated record
GCGGCCAUUGGCAGAGAGGGGCCGGCGGGCGGGCAGGCGGGCCAGGCGGAGCGGCUGGGGAGGCGCGGCCCGGGCUGCUGCAUUCGGCCUGGCCAUGGCAGCGGCACCCCUGAAAGUGUGCAUCGUGGGAUCGGGAAACUGGGGUUCCGCUGUUGCAAAAAUCAUUGGCAAUAAUGUCAAGAAACUUCAGAAGUUUGCCUCCACAGUCAAGAUGUGGGUCUUUGAAGAAACCGUUAAUGGGAGGAAACUGACAGACAUCAUCAAUAACGACCACGAAAAUGUCAAGUAUCUCCCCGGUCACAAGCUGCCGGAAAACGUGGUCGCCGUGGCCAACCUCGGCGAGGCCGUGCAGGACGCAGACUUGCUGGUGUUCGUCAUUCCCCACCAGUUCAUCCACCGCAUCUGCGACGAGAUCACCGGGCGGGUGCCCAAGAAAGCGCUGGGAAUCACACUCAUCAAGGGCAUAGACGAGGGCCCCGAGGGGCUGAAACUCAUCUCCGACAUCAUCCGAGAGAAGAUGGGCAUUGACAUCAGCGUGCUGAUGGGAGCCAACAUCGCUAGCGAGGUGGCCGCGGAGAAGUUCUGUGAGACCACCAUCGGCAGCAAAGUCAUGGAGAACGGCCUCCUCUUCAAAGAGCUCCUGCAGACCCCGAACUUCCGGAUCACUGUGGUAGAUGACGCGGACACGGUGGAGCUCUGUGGAGCCCUGAAGAACAUCGUGGCCGUGGGAGCCGGAUUCUGCGAUGGCCUCCGCUGUGGCGACAACACCAAAGCCGCCGUCAUCCGCCUGGGCCUCAUGGAAAUGAUUGCCUUUGCCAAGAUCUUCUGCAGGGGCCAGGUGUCCACCGCCACCUUCCUGGAGAGCUGCGGGGUAGCCGACCUGAUCACCACCUGCUACGGAGGGCGGAACCGCAGGGUGGCCGAGGCCUUCGCCAGGACAGGCAAGACCAUUGAGGAACUGGAGAAGGAGAUGCUGAAUGGGCAGAAGCUGCAGGGACCUCAGACUUCUGCGGAAGUAUACCGCAUCCUCUCGCAGAAGGGACUCACCGACAGGUUCCCGUUGUUCACCGCCGUCUACCAGAUCUGCUACGAGGGCAGACCGGUCCAGGAGAUGCUGUCCUGUCUCCAGAGCCACCCAGAGCACAUCUAAAGUGAAUCCCGCCGCGCGUUCGGGCAAGUCCUGCCUUUCUCGUCCGUGUCGCGGGCUCGCGUGGAAACCAGGACUUGGCAACAGGAUGCUCGUCUGACGGUCACCCCAUUGUGGAUGUGUGUGAAUUUUUACAGGUUCACUUUUUUAACUGUGAGAGGGAGUUCACUGGCGGAGACGCACGUGUGGACAUGGGCGUGUGUGUGCAACUCCCAUGCUGUGGAUGUCUCCACAGCAGAUCCAAUGCCCUUUUUAAAAAUGGCUGGGGAGUGUCCCCCGCAGUGGUAGCCUUGAAGAUCGGAACUGUCUCAGCCAGAUGUUUUAGACGUUGUUCAUCACGUAUUUUGAUGAUAAAUUUAAUCAGCAUCGAGCCGGUAGGUAGACGGCGGAGUGCGUUUCAGAGAUGAACGUAUUUAACUCGCAAUCACUCUCUCCAAGCCAACCGAAUUAACCCCUUUGAUUGGGGGUUGAUUGAUCUUUUUUUAAACAAUUAGCUCUUUUUAAUCAGAGGCUCCACGUCCUAUCUGCUCCUUGCCAUAAGGCUCUGCGCCGUCGGCCUCUUUCUUCGCUGGCUGCCGGCGUGUGCUUUGUAAGGGCUGGGCACUGGCAGACGGCAGGAGCCUCGGCGGGGAUUUUCCUGCCGGGACCCACUUUCUUCCGCCUAACAAGGGACGGAGCCAGGAGUCACGGGCAGCGCUCCUCCACCUGCUCCUCAGAGCAGAGGCGUCGCCCACCUCCUGGGGGGGCUCGGCAGUGCAGGCUCCCAGGUCCCACCCGGCGCUCCGAGGUGGUGUGGUGCCCGGGCUUCCCCAAACCUUGGCGCCCGACACUCACUGCAGCCGAGAACCACUACUCUGGGAAAAUACAAAGCACGCCCGAAACCCUGUCCCUUAGGGAAGCGAGCGGUUGUCCCCGGGGUCCCCUGGGAGAAGCCGCGUGUGUACGCCCUCUCGGAGGCACAGAGGGGCAGUUAGCUAUGGAGCCGUCUUGGCCAGGGUCCGCACGGGGCACUGUUCAAGGCCAGGGUGACCCCGGGACGGCUCCCACGGCCGCUCGGCUCCCUGGAGGAAUCCGAGGGGCGACCGCCUGCCGCCCUGCGGGCUCCGGGCCUGGCACAGCUCCGUGGCCAGGUGGGGGCAGUGCCACUCAGGCCACCUCUGGUGAAGCUUUCAGGCCGGGCGCCGACUGACGCCAGGUAGACGCCGACCUCGCUGAAAACGCACAAUCUAGGGAGAAGUGCUUGGACCUCCGGUGGGAGUCCCGGGUCUUUUUAGAUGAGGUUAAGGUUUCGGGACAGCAUUGCGCCGACACCUUAUGCAGCAUUUGAUAAGCUAGGGAGCGCAUGAGUGUCACUUCCUCAUGCGUGGAUUUUCACCGACUUUGUAGGAUUUUGGCCUGCUCCUCCCUCGCAGUCUUAGAUUUUUUCCCCCACCUUCUGCACCUAAAAUGAUGAUAGAUUUCCGUGGCAGUUUUUGAAACCUCUACCCUAAACAUCCGGGGCGUUCGAAAAACCCGAGACAUGGACACUUACGCAAGCGCACAAAAUAUUGCAAGUGCCCGCGGUUCCGGGGCCACUGUUAACCUGUUUUGCUUGUCUCACGGUGGAUUUUUUUUUUCAAAGCUUGUACGCAAGUCACAGAGUAGAGGGCGGCGAGCUAGCUGCGGCGGCUUUGGGGUGUCCUGGCAGGGUGUGAGGAUGGGGGUUUAUGUGUUUCCUGCGUUCCCUCUGCUCCCCGCUUCCUCCUCUGGGCUUUGUACUUUAGGUUUUGUUCAUCUGAACUCUGCUGACUGUACGUACCUCUUGGCCACACUCCGAGUAGCUUCUGCACGUUACGUAAAAGGCGACGUUUCCAAGCUUAAGCUCUGUUCCCUGCUGAGGUGUAUUCUCCGAGGUACCUAUCUUUGUGAUCCCCCGUGGUCCGUCGUUUCUUUUCGCUCCCAUUUCUCACUGAUCGCGCUAACAGGGAGGGAGACGCCCAGAUCAGGAUCUGAAUUCGUACUACUUCAGCCAACCUGUGAAUGUAAAACUACACCGCUGCCUUGCUGGAACCCACCCCACUCCGAUACGGAACACACGCCUGGCCUGGGGGAGCUGGGGGCGAGCUGCGUGCCGGCGAUCCACUCACCCCCACCCCCACCACCACGCCGUGCCCCGCGGCGGCAGCCCCACGAGGGUGUUGGGUGAGGUGCAUGUGCAAGGGCCCUGUGGUGGUUCUGCCGGAUCUGUCCGCCAGCCUUUCGCUUACAUGUGUACUGUAUAUUUUGACAGACUGUGGGUGGGCAUAUAAUUUAAAAGGCUUGAUUUAAUAAACGUUGACCCCUCUACACGUGUA